AUGGUGAAGGUGAACGUGAACGCGAACGCGGGCGAGGGCGAGGAGAACGCGCGGAAGGGCAUCUGCAAAAAGGACAUCGAGAAGAAGUACGAGCGGAGCCGGCUGGGGGUGGAGGGCGGCAAGAAGCUGUCGGCCAGGAGGAAGUUCGGGCCGGACAAGGAAUUGGGCGGAGUAAGCGGAGUAGGCCGGGUAAGCGGCGGGGUAGACGUACUGCCCCGCGGGGAGGGCGAGCAAAUGAACUACGAAGUGGUGCGGAACAUCAGCAGAAACCUGAACCGGCAGCUGAGCAGAGGCGUGGGGGACGAGUGCGUGAAGAACCUGGUGACGCAAGUGAGUUACAGCCACCUGUUCACGCUCCUAAAAAACAUUCUGACGUACCUGCCCUUCUCAAUCAACGACUACCUAAUAGGGACAUUGGAGCUGAAGGAAAUCAUAGACAGUAAAUACAACACGUGUUUCCAGCUGUAUAAGAAGGAAGACCUCAUGAGGCACAUCUACGAAAAUGAAUCCAAAAAUUUAGUAGACAAUAAGGUGUUCAAUUUAUUUCUAAAGUACAAGGUGAUGCAAAAUGAAAAGGGGCCACUGAACCACCUGCACGUGCUCAAUUUUCAUGAAGGGGGAAAGGAACCCAAUUUGGAAAGCAUCCUCAUUGAGAAGUCCCGAAUUUUUAUGUACAAAAUACAUUCCUUUAUAGAAGGCAGAGAUUUAAACCUUUCAUAUAUUUACGAAAUUUGCCACGGCCUGGGGUACAAAACGGAGACCUUCCUAUUGGCUGUGUUCAUUUUCGACUCGUACAUCCACAGUAUUAACAAAAUGACAGAGAAAAACCAUUACAGGAAAAUUAAACUGCUGGUGAUUAUUUGCUCCAUUUUACUAGCACUUAUAAAAACACAGGUGUUUAAUGGCUCCAGCAUAAUGUACCUGAACGAUAUUUUAUACCUUGUGAAUAAAUUGCGGCAUGAUAAAGUGAAUUACACCUGUAUCGAAAUUGCAAACAAACAGAUGGAAAUUAUAAAAUUCCUUCCACUUAAUUAUAAUAAUUAUUGGACGUACUCUGAGCUGACUUAUGUUUAUUUAAUUAAUUUAAAAAACUGCUCGAAGAAAUAUCCAGCCAUUAAAAUUUACUACAUUUUUUUGGAACAUUUUGGCUUUCUCUAUUUCCUCUUUGAUGUCAUUUACGCCUAUUCCAUGUACAUCACCGCCGUCGGUUCGUAUAAGGUGAUUCCCCCCAGCAGAGUCGUCGCAACGAUAAUUUUGUACUUUAGCAACGCGUUUUACAACCGGAUGAGCAACAGCCUGCUGUUUCAGGAGAACUUUUGCCAGGAGGUCUUCCUCCUGCCCUUUGCCAACGACUUGUUCAUGUGGUCCUACCUGCUGCUGAACAACUUCAUUUACUUCUUCGAGCACUGCGUCGUUCCCAACAAGAACUACUCCUCCAUUUACUCCAUUUUUUACGAGACGGGCCGCAUGCUCAACAUACGCACGGUCUUUUGA
Plasmodium vivax (malaria parasite P. vivax) is the source of this 1494-nucleotide messenger RNA. RefSeq lists its product as hypothetical. NCBI's taxonomy places the organism in Eukaryota, Apicomplexa, Aconoidasida, Haemosporida, Plasmodiidae. The transcript has a single exon. The coding region runs from base 1 to 1494 and encodes 497 amino acids. The record is from RefSeq and is a predicted model, not a curated record.